AGAUACGGUGUUGCCAUAUUGGUGUCACCUGCAAGAAAGGAAGGCGGCGGCUGGCUAACUGGUGGUGUGUCUGUCUGUGUGUCUGUGUGUGGCUGUAGGGCGUCACCAUGAACCCCGCUGCCGUACCCACGCCCUUGGAAGACGUGCGGGGCGACGGGAGAUGGCUGAGUAUGCACAACCGCUUUGUGAACCAGGCGAGGGAAAUGGAGCCGGACGUGGUGUUUGUUGGGGACUCCAUUGUGGCGAACCUCCAAUGCACCGACGUGUGGGAGAAGUGGUUCGCCCCCAUGCACUGCCUCAACUUUGGCAUCGGUGGCGACGAAACACAGCAUGUCUUGUGGCGGCUCAAGAACGGAGAGCUGGAGUUUAUUAAGCCUAAGGCUGUAGUGGUGUUAGUGGGGACCAAUAACCACGAGCACACUGCAGCGGAGGUGGCCGGUGGCAUUAUGGAGAUUUGCAGGACCAUCAGGGAGAAGCAGCCACAAAGUCAUAUUGUAGCCUUGACUCUCUUGCCGCGAGGGGAGAAGCCAAACUGUCUGCGUGAAAAGAACAGUGAGAUUAACGGCCUCAUUAAAGAAACGCUGCGCUCCAUUGAGAUGUGUCAGGUAAUCAACAUCGACCAGGACUUGGUGCUUGGGGAUGGCACCAUCGACCACCGGGAUAUGUUUGACUACCUGCACCUCACACCCCAGGGUUAUCGGCGGGCCUUUGAACCAGUGUACCUCCUGCUCACCAACCUGCUUCACGAGGACGACCCACCAAUACUUAAUAAUGCCUCCUCUGCCCUCCUCUCCCCUUCCUCCUCACCACUUCUCUCCCCGUCAGGUGAAAAUGCCCCACAGACUGAACGCCCUGCCACUUGUGGGGAAUAAAUUAAGAUGCUGUGUUAUCUAAUGUCUUCUUCUUCUCUUCUUCCUCCUCUUUCUUAUUUUUCUUCUUCUGUAUUUUCUUUGAUCAUUUUUGUCACUGGCAGCUUUAUUAUGUCUUUCUUUAUUUGUCUCUGAUUUUUUUUUUAUUCUUCUUUCCUCUUCCUUGUCGUCUUUCUUGUUCUUCUUCUCUGUCGUUUCCUAUUUUCUUUUUUUCACUAUUAUCAUUGGCAGCCUAAUCACAUCUUUCUUUGUCUAUUUUUUUUUUUUUUU
Molecule: messenger RNA, 1139 nt
Organism: Portunus trituberculatus (swimming crab)
Lineage: Eukaryota; Metazoa; Arthropoda; Malacostraca; Decapoda; Portunidae
Gene: Paf-AHalpha
Product: platelet-activating factor acetylhydrolase IB subunit alpha2-like
Exons: 5
Coding region: 108-872 (254 amino acids)
Source: RefSeq, a predicted model, not a curated record